AUGGUGGACAAAUUUGUUGAUAUAAAAGAGCUUCCAAGAAAACUUGGAUUCGUCGAUAGAAAAAAAACUACAACUAACGAGAAAUUUUCAUUCAGAGAUGUGAGAUGGAUCCAGAUUGAGGAAUUUGGUAUAACCAAGUACAGAUACUCUUUUGAUGAAACAGAAAAUUGGACCAUUGUUGAUAUAAGAAAACAGCGGAAUCUCGAUAGGAGAGGACAAAAUGAACCUUUAUUAGUGAACGUCGAUAGAAUCCGACCUAUUGGGGCCAACAAGUUUGACAAUAUUCAGGAACAGAUUCCUUUCAUACCAGAAAAUUUUAGAGGAUUUUAUGAAAACUUAAGAAGAGGAGACGAUUAUUUAGUCUGUGGAUCAUUUGUUAUUACCUUUGUGAGUUCAUAA
Acanthoscelides obtectus is the source of this 399-nucleotide messenger RNA. Lineage: Eukaryota; Metazoa; Arthropoda; Insecta; Coleoptera; Chrysomelidae. The record is from the annotation of a GenBank genome assembly.